AUGGAUAACUUAACUAGAGAUGAGCAAGUUAUUGUAAACUUUGAAGAUCAACAAGCUAUUGGGGAAAGCCAAGGUUUACUUGCUGGAUAUUUAGGGACAUUAGCAGUUGAUUCCAAAAUUCAUUUCAAAAUUUCUGAGGGCAUUGCAAAGCGAUAUUGUAAAUUGAGCCUUGCAAAAAAGUGGUCACAACAUAGAAUUAAGUUGUGGAAUGAGUUCUAUGAUCCAUGUAUGAGUAGACAAGCAAUCAUUGAUAAUGUCCCAGUUGGCAUCGACAAAGAUCAAUGGGCAUCCUUCAUUCAAUAUCGGUUUCUACCUUCUACAAUGGAGAUGUGUAGGAGAAACAAAGAAGUUCGCAAGAAGCAAACAAUUUUCCAUACUGGUGGCUCAAAACCCAUCUCAAGGAAAAGACAUGAAAUAUUUUUACAAACUGGGCAAAAAAUUAGCCGUGGAGAAAUGUAUAUAGAAACUCAUAAGAAGAAAGAUGGGUUCUUUAUGACUGAUGAAGCAAGGAAUAUAGCGGAACAAAUUGAACUACUUAUGACUCAAAAUGAGAAAGAUGAAUCUGGACCAUCCACAAAUGAUGCUAUUGGCAAAGUGUUUGGGGAGGAGCAUUCUAGUAGGGCUAAUGAUGUUGAGAAUGAAACUAUUACACCAGCAACAGGAAGAACAUCAUCAUCAGGUGAAAGCAAUGAAAAUCGUGAAGACAUUGUUUAG
Molecule: messenger RNA, 714 nt
Organism: Arachis ipaensis
Lineage: Eukaryota; Viridiplantae; Streptophyta; Magnoliopsida; Fabales; Fabaceae
Source: RefSeq, a predicted model, not a curated record